This is a messenger RNA of Agrilus planipennis (emerald ash borer), 1388 nucleotides long. RefSeq lists its product as uncharacterized. The transcript has 6 exons. The record is from RefSeq and is a predicted model, not a curated record. Lineage: Eukaryota; Metazoa; Arthropoda; Insecta; Coleoptera; Buprestidae. The coding region runs from base 1 to 1287 and encodes 428 amino acids.
AUGAGUUUCAGUUCCAUUUUGCAAAAUUUUUGUUUACUUCAGUUUUGGGAUUGGUUUGUACACGUCGAAGACUUAAGUUUCCAUUGGAAAACUCAACCUACAUAUGUCUUAUCACAAACUACAUUUAUUGUUGGUGGAAUAUUUACCUUUAUUCAUGCGUUAAAGCACGGUGGUAGAUUACCGUAUUUGUGGUUUGGUAUUAUUUUACAUGGGCUUAUAGUUGAAGCAUUAUCUUAUUUUUUACCGGACGUUGAUAACUUUUGGCAUUCUCAGACCCCUAUAAUUUUACUGGGAAGGCGUUUACCUCUUCACAUUUUACUUCUUUAUCCAGUGUUUUUGUACAAUGCGUCUAUUGCUGUUGCAAAAAUGCGGUUACCUAAAUGGUCAGAACCCUUUGCAGUCGGUUUAGGAGUUGUACUGAUAGAUAUUCCGUAUGAUAUUGUGUCUGUACAUUUUUUGCAUUGGACAUGGCAUGAUACUGAUCCAAAUAUAGCAGAUAGGCACUACUGGGUACCUUGGAAUUCUUAUUAUUUUCACGCAACAUUCGCCGCAAGUUUCAUCUUUUGGUUCCACUUUACAAGAAAAUUAAUUUGUAAAACUAAAGAAAAAUGGCAACCUGAUACCUUUCCUAGAGAAUUUGCAUGUACCAUUCUAACAGGCCUUUUGGGGGUGCCAGGAGGUGUUUUAAUGUUUCUACCUAUAUAUCAUCCUCUACACGAUAAUUACAGAGUACAUUCGGAAGUAACUUUUUUUAUACUUUUCGCAAUUUUUUUGCUUCUAAUAUGGCUUGGAAUGCGUAAUACAAAUCAAAAAGAAUUUCAAAAACAGGUCGAAUUAGAUUGGUCAACUGGUUUACUACUAGUACAUUUGCUAAUACACUAUAGUCUUUUUCUAGCAAUGACCAUCUUUUUCAAACCGGAAGAUGAAGUUGCGAUUGGGUUAAAAGAACCAAUUGGGUCCUGUGAUGAGUAUGUGGAUGUUUAUACUACUUUCGGGCAGAUUCUGAAAAAACGAAAAUAUCUUUGUGCCACAGAUUAUAACGAAAAAUAUUUUGAUUGGAAUUGUUUGCCUGGUGGUAAGCCACCAUCCAAGGGUUCCAUUUGGUACACGGCUUGUGGAGUGCCCUUAACAAAUAGGGUCGAGUUAAUGGCGAUUAUUAGUACAAUUUGGGUCUUGGGGAUUACGAUUUUCGGAAACCUACACCUUUUCUCAAAUUGUGAUCAUUUAUUUAUUAAAAAUACUACUAUCCAUUAUAAUAAAACUAAGUUGAAACACAAAAAGAAUUAACUGUAUAAAAAAUAAUUGAAAUAAAGAGGUGAAUUACAAGAAUUGGAAUAUAAUGCAUGUAUUCAAGUAAUGACAUUAAAAUUUUAUCUUUUUACCAGAAA